Messenger RNA from Verruconis gallopava, 3229 nucleotides. RefSeq lists its product as uncharacterized. Lineage: Eukaryota; Fungi; Ascomycota; Dothideomycetes; Venturiales; Sympoventuriaceae. The coding region runs from base 230 to 2845 and encodes 871 amino acids. Gene Ontology annotation, biological process: regulation of DNA-templated transcription. The record is from RefSeq and is a predicted model, not a curated record. Gene Ontology annotation, molecular function: protein binding; histone H3K36 methyltransferase activity. Gene Ontology annotation, cellular component: chromatin; nucleus. The transcript has 4 exons.
CAACCACCUCCUUUCACCUCAUGAACCCUAGGCACGAUCUACUAGCCCUCCUGAGGAUGGUAAAGAUUUGCUGACGCUCUCCACGGCAACAUACUCACCUUUUCUUCCUCAAUUGUGAUUGUACGCACUACUAUAUAGCCGCGGCCCAACCUCCCGACGCGCUAUUAAUCGCGAACCUUCGUCCCAAGCAGAUCGACAGCCCUUGAACGACGACCUCGAAAUCGUCACCAUGAAUCGAGGAAGCUCUUCAGACUCGGAGGAUAGUAUACUCUCGCACAUCACAGUCGUGGCACGCGACAGCCCACCUCCUCCACCUGCCGGCCAGUUCACUACUUCCAGGAGUAGCGUCGGCGCGUCUUCACUGCAAUCAACACCUCCUACCAGCUUGGACGGUCUGAGCGGAGAGGUAGACGCGUCAAAGAGAGGUAAUGGGCGCCGACUCUCGCGUUCCAGGUCAUCACUUUCUACGCUCGCGUCGGAGACCAGCGACAAUGCAUCGUCCUCCAAACACAAGCUUACCCGUAGCAAGGAGGAUCUGAACAGCAAGGCCAGCAGUCGCGCUGUGUCUGGUGCUACGUUGGUAGAAGGAAACAUGAACGGGGCCCAGAUCAGACUGCGCAAGGCGCUGGACAUAGACAUGAAAUGGGAUAUGGCAGACGAGCCUGGAGAAGAGAACGUUGGUGAUGGCAGCGUUCGGAGACGCGCGUCAAGACGGCUUCAUAGCACUACAGGCACCAACGAGAGACUCGGAACUCCGGGUACAACAAAGAGUUCCCUAGGGAAGAGAGUGCGUGACGUUGCGGGGGCGGUUAAGGACAAGGCUUCGUCAAUAGCCGCAAGGGCGACGCAAGCGCAAGCGUCGCAUACUCCGUCAAAACGACUCAAACGCGAAACUGGUGGUGGGAUGUUUGCCAUUAUUCGCAAGAGCGCGCCCAAGCAAGAGAAACGGGAAGAGACAGCUGAACCUGAAGAACCGCCCAAGCCAUCACGGCCGCCUCGGAUUACGAAAGUAUACCAAACAAAGGGGCUUUAUGCAGGUCAGACAAGGAGCUUCAAGCUGACGGUAAAGGAAGGCACGAGCAAGAAGAAGCAAUCGCAACUGGAAGCGGAAGCGAUUGUCAAGGAGAACUCAGUUCUGCCAUUGCCGAUGUUUGGCACAUUUAAGCGCUUGACCGUAGAUGACACGCAGUUCUUCGCUCCGUAUAAGCUUCCAGCCGAUGUUUUGAAUCCCCUCAGAAAAGAGCAGAACCCCAAAGAUUGGAAUAAGCUCAGCAAAAACCGCUUCAUUGGAGAUGCAGCAGCGACGUGGAGCACCAAAGCCUGGAAGAAGCUUGAUCAUUCUGUUUGCCUGUGCGAGGACAAGUGUGAUGAGGGCUGCAUCAACAGAGAAAUGUCCUACGAAUGCAAUGCACAGAUUUGUAACCGAGGCGAAGAUUGUGGCAAUCGACCCUUUGCUGAGCUCGCGUUCCGUUAUAAAAAUAAGAACUUCAUGCGUCUUCGAGAGGGGGAGAAGGCCGAGGCUAAUCUCUGGGGUGAAGGAAUCGAGAUCAUUAAGACCGAAGGUAGAGGUUUUGGAGUUCGAGCCAUGAGACCUUUCAAGCCAAACCAGAUCAUCGUUGAGUAUUGCGGAGAGAUUAUCACGCAAGAAGAGGCUGAUCGACGUAUGAACGAGGACUACAAAGACAAACAGGAUUUCUAUCUCAUGGACUUCCACGGUGGCAUGAUCAUUGACGCAACCCGAGGAUCCAUAUGCCGCUUUGUCAACCACUCCUGUGAUCCGAAUUGCCGUGUUGAAAAGUGGAUUGUUAACGGGGAGCCGCGCAUGGCUCUCUUCGCGGGCCGGGAUGGUAUUAUGACUGGCGAAGAGCUGACAUACGAUUACAAUUUUGAGGUUUUUUCCAAGAAUAGCACUCAGAAAUGCCUUUGUGGCUCGUCCAACUGCCGUGGAGUAUUGGGCCCAAAGUCGAAGUCCCAACCAAGCAAAAGCAAGCAGCUUGCCGGAGCUGUCAAGGGCGUGAUCCAUGGUGUGAAACGCAAAGUUGAGAAGAUGAUUCAUGGUGAUAAUGAUUCAGCUUCUCCGAAGAAGCGCGUAAAGAUUGGCCCCAAGGAAGGAAUCAAGAAAAUGAAGAAGCAGAUCCGCGGCUCCGCACCGGCAGUCCCAGCUGUAGACGCAAAUGCUGCGCAAUCUCGCAAGGAAGAGCGCGCCCAACGUGAAGCAAAGCGUGCUGCCGAACGAGCUGCUCGUGAAAAGGCCGACCGAUUGUUAAAAGCGGCUCAGGGCGACUCUAAUAACGAGAAGGGCGGAAAGCACAAGAUCACACGUCGUCGCUCUACGUCUGCGACCAUCUCCGUGUCUGACCUGCCAAAGAAGUCUCGAAAAACCGCCACGCCAAAACGCUUGAGUAUGUCGCCAGCCAAGAGGAUGUCGAGUGUCAAAAGUCGGGUGAACGACAAGCUCAAGUCCGCCGCAUCUCGCUCACCGGCCCCGCGUAACAUAUCUCAAACGCCACUUCUCAAGUCCUCCACCUCUUCAGCUUCUGGGGAUCAAAAGGCCAUGCGCCAGUCUCGCCUCUCCUUCGGUCCGGUCGGUAUGAGCUUCAACGUCUCCCCUACGAAGCUUGGAAAGGGAGGUCUCGACAAUCAGGAAGCUGGACAAGGUGGAGAACGCGUUCUAGCAAUUCCAAAGCGCGGCUCGAGCUUGAAGGCUCGCACUGGGAACGCGCGUUCAGGCACGGCAAAGUCACUUGCAAAAGGGGUGACCAAGGUGACGACAGCUGCAAAGGUUGGCCUAAAGGGCGACGACGCUAUUCGCAAGACCAUUCGCACCGUUUCUGGUGCGGAGUAAGCGCCUCAUCAGGAGUCUGUUGACUUGACGUGUGCGAUUGACCGCAUACCAAACUGUCAAGUUGCACGCAUGUUCGGCUUUUUUUUUUUUUCGCAUGUUGUCCCGCUGUUCAAAGCAUGACUUGGUCACUUUCUCAACUGCAUCGUCUUGAAGGAGCAGCAUGACUGGCUGGAGAUAUAUACGCAUAUAUGUACUUGGGGUGCAGCAUCUUUUUUUUUAGCGAUGGAGUUCACAAUUGUAUUACGGUGCCUAGCUCUGCAUUGCUGUUUUCCCGAAAAGCCAGGCGAUACAUGUCGUUGACGGCUAAGUAUACACAGGUAUUUCACUAUUCUUCAAUGCGCAAUAUCUCAUACGGUUUGGUUACAGGGAUAUGUUAUACAAAAA